AUGUAUGGAAUAUCGGUUGUAGGGGAAGGGGGCCCAAAGCGGGUACAUGGUCCAAAGCAGAUGGUUCAGAAAUACAAAAGAAAAACUCAACAGGCAUCGUGGGAUGUUACAACCAUGAAGCUAGCAAUGGAAGAGGCAGGAAAAACAUCAGUCAGGAAUGCUGCUAAAAGAUAUGGUAUUAAUUUGUCAACUCUACAAAGACAUAUUAAAAAAGGUUCUGCUGAAAAAAGUCUUGGCCGAUUUCGUUGCGUUUUUACAGAAGAACAAGAAAUAGAAUUAAUUGAAUAUUUAUUUCACAUGGACAACUUGUUUUAUGGCCUGAACAAACAAGAAUUUUGCCGUCUGGCUUUCGAGUAUGCAACAACCAAUAAUAUACCUCAUCCAUUCAAACAAAAUACUGCAGGAGAUGAUUGGUACAAAAGUUUUAGAAUCAGACAUCCUGAAGUUACAUUGAGACAACCCGAACCGACCUCAGUAGCUCGUGCCCGAGGAUUUAUUAGGCCACAGGUGGAAAGAUUCUUCAAUCUCCUAGAAGAGCAGAUUGACAAACACAAAGUAGAUGCUACGAGAAUUUAUAAUGUUGACGAAACGGGCAUCCAAACAACCAGCAACAAGCCUCCAAAAGUUCUCUCAAAAACAGGCAAAAAGCAAGUAGGAGUCAUAUCUAGUGUCGAAAGAGGAAAAUUGACAACAAUCGUAUGCUGUUGCAAUGCAGCUGGCGGUUUUAUACCACCGUUUAUGAUAUUUGGACGAAAACGCAUGCAGGAACGACUGUUGGAUGGAUCACCACCAGAUACUGAGGCCGUUUGUACUGAUAAUGGAUGGAUUUCUGGUCCAACUUUCUUGGAUUGGCUGCGACAUUUCGUGGCAAUGACAAGACCAACUCAAGAAAAGAAAGUUAUUCUUAUAUUGGACAAUCAUUCCUCACACAAAUAUUUGCCAGCUCUGGAUUAUGCUUCAAAAAACCACGUGAUAGUUUACUGCUAA
Amyelois transitella is the source of this 987-nucleotide messenger RNA. RefSeq lists its product as uncharacterized. The transcript has 2 exons. Lineage: Eukaryota; Metazoa; Arthropoda; Insecta; Lepidoptera; Pyralidae. Gene Ontology annotation, molecular function: DNA binding. The record is from RefSeq and is a predicted model, not a curated record. Gene Ontology annotation, cellular component: nucleus. The coding region runs from base 1 to 987 and encodes 328 amino acids.